Gastrolobium bilobum is the source of this 1587-nucleotide messenger RNA. Its product is annotated as protein disulfide-isomerase 5-2. The coding region runs from base 102 to 1391 and encodes 429 amino acids. Lineage: Eukaryota; Viridiplantae; Streptophyta; Magnoliopsida; Fabales; Fabaceae. The record is from RefSeq and is a predicted model, not a curated record. Gene Ontology annotation, cellular component: endoplasmic reticulum. Gene Ontology annotation, biological process: protein folding; response to endoplasmic reticulum stress. The transcript has 5 exons. Gene Ontology annotation, molecular function: protein disulfide isomerase activity.
GGUUAACCGAGUAACGAAAGAGGUAGGAAAGUCUGAAGUAUAAGCAUAGAAGAAAACUUAGGAUUUUAGUUUGGUGUCGGGAUCCAACACAGAACAAUACGAUGAUGAGGCUUUUGAUGGUUUUUGGUGUUAUGUUGUUGAUCCACUUUUGUCGUGCUGAGCCAUUCUCUGUGGAUGGGAAGGUGUUAGUGCUCGACGAAUCCAACUUCGAUUCCGCCAUAUCCUCCUUCGAUCACAUCUUGGUUGACUUUUACGCUCCAUGGUGUGGCCACUGCAAGCGUCUCUCUCCCGAGUUAGAUGCAGCCGCGCCUGUACUUGCAGCCUUGAAGGAACCCAUUAUCAUAGCAAAAGUGGAUGCAGACAAGCAUACCAGCCUUGCAAAAAAAUAUGAUGUUGAUGCGUAUCCAACAAUUAUGCUGUUUAAUCAUGGCGUCCCCUCAGAAUACCGCGGACCAAGGAAAGCAGAUUUACUUGUUCGUUAUCUAAAGAAAUUUGCUGCUUCUGAUGUUGCCAUUCUUGAUUCAGAUUCUGCUGUGAAUACGUUUGUUGAAGAAGCUAGCACUUUUUUUCCAAUAUAUAUAGGUUUUGGGUUGAACAAUUCAGUGAUAGAAAAGUUAGCCAUAAAAUAUAAGAAAAAUGCAUGGUUUUCUGUGGCAAAGGAUUUUUCAGAGGAUCUCAUGGUAUUGUAUGACUUUGAUAAGAUUCCUGCACUGGUUUCCCUCAAUCCAGUAUACAAUGAGCGGAACACAUUCUAUGGCCCCUUUGAAGCAGAGGAAUUUUUGGAAGAUUUUGUAAAACAAAACCUGAUUCCUUUAGCUGUGCCUGUAUCCCAUGACACACUUAAGUUGAUGAAAGCUGAUGGUAGGAAAAUAGUUUUGACAAUUGUUGAGGAUGAAGACGAAGAAAGAUCACGGGAACUGAUUAAGUUAUUGAAAGCUGCUGCAUCUGCAAAUCGGGACUUAAUAUUUGGUUAUGUUGGAGUUAAACAGCUGGAAGAAUUUGCUGAAAAUUUUGAUAUUGGGACUAAACUACCAAAAAUGGUCGUUUGGAAUAAAAGUGAUGAUUACCUUACAGUUGAUGGUUUAGAAAGCAUUGAAGGGGAGGAUCAGGCAACACUAAUCACUAAAUUUCUGGAAGGAUACAAGGAAGGAAGAACCAUAAAGAAAUCAUUUAGUGGGCCUUCACUGAUGCGAUUUAUCAAUAGAUCUUUUGACAUUAGAAUGGUGUACAUCGGUGUUUUUGUGGUCGCAGUGUUGAUGCUUAUUCAGACCUUCAGUAAAGGAGGUGAUGAUUACCAUAGAGUACCAAAUCAAGAUCAAGUUGAUCAUGCAACCAGCUCUGUUUCGGAAGUUGAAAGCAAAGAGUAUAAAGCAGGAGACAAGGAAGACUGAAUUAACGCAUAUAAUGAUCAUCAAAAUGUGAGAAAAUAGUUAGCUUUAGAAUUACCAUACCUAUUGGUAUGUGUAAAUAUUUAGAUUUUGUGUAUUUCCAUAAUUUUGAGUACUGUCCAAACUCUUGCCUUCUAAUUGACACGUUUUCUUUAGUUAUUUCUUUACAUUAAAAGGCUUAUUUGUUAUUUCAAAGAUU